GUGAGCUAGUUCUCUCCAAGUUGGGGUGGCACGAAUCAACAUAGUAUAUGUAUUGCGUUUGCGCCUCGUGAACACCGUGUUAUGAUUAUGCCUACGUUGAUCGGCCAGCUCCGAGUCAUUCAUAAAAGAUAACAAAGUGCAUGCUGUGGGCGCAACACGCAUCCUUCUAAGUUACCUCUCGAACGAAUGUAGAUGGAGUAUUCAGCUAGCGAUAUCGCGGCGGCCAGGAUUCUGCAAUACUUGGCGUACAUAUGCACGGCGUUGAUUACAUUUUGGACCUACGAUUAUCUUUGUUCACUUCACGAUGAGUGGACAUUCCUGCUUCGGUCGCGUUGGACCAAGGUGAAAUGCCUCUAUAUCACUGCACGAUACAUACCCUUUUUCCUCAUCACCUCGGACAUAUUUCUGACCUUGACCCCAGUUGAGAACUCCAAGGCAUGCAAAAUGCUCAUCAGUAUUUACUCAUGUUUUGCGGUGAUAUCACUCACUUGCUCUGAAUGUAUCUCUCCUUCCUCGCGACACAGACGUGCUCCUGAUCCAAUUCAUCCAGGCUUUUUUGUGCUCAGAACAUAUGCGCUAUGGAGCAACAAUAGAAUCAUACUCGUAGCCAUGCUGUCGACCCUUUUUGCUGUCAUCGUAUCGUUCAUCGGCAUUUGGUUUAGUGCUGUUGCCAAGUCUCAAUAUUUUUCGACUGGCGCGAUCCCAGGCAUCACAGGCUGCUACCGGACCUCGAACAGUGUCCAACUGUACCUGCCAUUUAUUGUCUUGUUUGUGUUUCAAUUGGGACUGGUCACCCUCACACUCAUACGUGCAAUACGGGACUGGCGGUCGACCAGAUACCCUCUCUAUGCUACCCUAGUGAAGCAUAAUAUAUUCUACUAUGCAUGCGGUUUGCUUUUCUCGGCUUUGAACGUCCUUGUACCAGUGAUAUUUCCCGAUGUGCGUAAACCUGCUGAUACCCUUCAAUAUGAUGGAAUCAUUGAUGUUUCACACUCCCAGUCCUCAUACCACUCCUUCCUCGAAGAUUUGGAGGUCUUUAUCCUUGCAAUCCUUGCCACCCGGAUGCACCUCCGUCUCUGGCAUAUCGACAAUAUCGUGCGCGAUCUUGAUACCCUCUCGUACAUUUCCAUGUCGGUCAUGUCACCUACAGUCUGAGACCAUAUGGUGUGGCAUCUUAUCGUGUGGCUUAUUCGGUGUAGAGUGAGGUUUGGACUAUGAGAUGACUGGUACGG
Molecule: messenger RNA, 1232 nt
Organism: Suillus subaureus
Lineage: Eukaryota; Fungi; Basidiomycota; Agaricomycetes; Boletales; Suillaceae
Exons: 14
Coding region: 193-1155 (320 amino acids)
Source: RefSeq, a predicted model, not a curated record